Oenanthe melanoleuca is the source of this 2170-nucleotide messenger RNA. RefSeq names its product ubiquitin protein ligase E3D (gene UBE3D). The record is from RefSeq and is a predicted model, not a curated record. Bases 78 to 1244 code for a protein of 388 amino acids. Gene Ontology annotation, biological process: protein monoubiquitination; proteasome-mediated ubiquitin-dependent protein catabolic process; protein polyubiquitination. Gene Ontology annotation, molecular function: ubiquitin conjugating enzyme binding; cyclin binding; ubiquitin protein ligase activity. The transcript has 10 exons. NCBI's taxonomy places the organism in Eukaryota, Metazoa, Chordata, Aves, Passeriformes, Muscicapidae. Gene Ontology annotation, cellular component: ubiquitin ligase complex; cytosol; nucleus.
CGGCGGGUUCGCGCCUGCGCCGGCGGGUUCGGGCUCGCGGCCGCGUCCUGCGCGGCGCCCGGCGCCGCUGCGCCGGCAUGGCGGGAGCGUUCCUGAUGGAGAUCAGGCGGGGGACGCAGAGCGCGCUGCUGGUUAUCCGCGCGGCGGCGGAGCUCCCCAGCGCGCCGGUGGAGGUCUCGGUGUGCGCGGAUUCCCUGGAAGUGAAGAGCGGCGGGAGCUGCGAUGCGGCGGCGCUGCCGGCAGGGGUCAGGCUGGCGCCGCCCUCGUGCCGCGGGCUGCGGCUGCUGCGCGGGGACGGGCUGCACCUGCGCGUGCGCCUGCGCGGCGCGCCGCCCGCCGCCGAUGUGGUUUUUACCUUGAGGGAAAGCCUGAAACCCAACAAGAAUUAUGUCUUUUACUGUCAGUCCUGUGGUGACAUCGCAGUGAAAGACCGGAAAUUUCUCAGAGUUCUUCCUCUACCGAGUGAAAACUGGAGUGAUUUAGUUGAAGAGUGGUGUUGUCACCCUGACCCCUUUGCCAGAAGCACUUUGCACCCUCAGCAUGGUGACUGUUUUGUUGGAGACACUUUUUUCCUGUUGAAUUCAGGAAAUGAAUCACAUGUGUGUGAAUCUCCCAUGUGCUGCUCAGAAGCUGGACACCAUGUUUCGCAGAGUGGCUCCAAUUUGAAGUCAAAAGAAAAUACCAGAGUAAUUUGUAAGCGCUGCAAGGCAAUCCUGGGAGAAACAGUUUCAGCAGAUACCAUUAAAUAUUAUGUCACUGAGGUGAUUAUUCAACCAACUGAGGGAAGUUUCAGUCCAACACCAAGGUCUCAGUUUGUACAGAGCAUAGUUGCUCAGUGUCUUUUGGAAUUAUCCUCUGCUAAAAGCACAUUUAGAUUCACCAUAAAAGGAGAUAAUGGAAAAACCUAUAUUCUGAUAUGGCUUUUAAAUUCUGACACAUUACUGGUAGAGUCUUUAGGAAGUUCCUCCUCCCACAGUGAUUUUACACUGUUUGGAGAUACCCUCACACCUAGCUCUGGACCAGUGGGGACCUGGAAUGCUGUCAAAGUCCUUUACCAGCCAUGCAUUCAAUGCAGAAAUAAGGAGCUUACUGAUGCAUGGGAAAAUGAUAUGGGAGUUCAUCCUUUAAAGUUUCCAUCAGAAACAUGUUUGGAAUUAUUGUUGAUACUGGGUUUGAGUACCACAUCUCUGCCACCUUCACUUCGAUGCAUGAACUCUUUUCAGGUUGCCUUUUUAAAGAUGUGAAGAACGAAGAUACCUGUGUUGAAAAUGGUUGUUAGAUUUAUUUCCAGCAGAAAUGUGUGCAGACAACUUCCAAUGGUGGGACUUCUAGAAGAAAAUCCCCUGGCAAUACAAAAGAAAAUGGGAUGGGGUGGGUGGGUGUAUUCUUCAUAUCUGAAUGUGUUUCAAAACCAAAUAUAGAGUUGACUUUUAUAUCUAGUGCAUUCUUAGAUGUCAUUCUAAGAGUGACUUACCUGUCACUCCUAUGGCAUCCAGCUGGGAUGACUGUUACCAUGUCUUCACUGCCAAAAAGAAAUUCCCUAUGUGUCUUGUACUACCUUUACCAGUCUUUAAUAGCAAUGUAUAUAUCCUUAGGAAAGUUCACAACUGGUAGCAAAUAUUUAAAAUGUCAUGGAUACUAAUGUGAGUUCUUUACCUUCUUUGUUCUGGUGAAGUUAGAGGUCCACCUUUAAAACAUAAAAUAUGUUUCUUUGUAAAACUUACAUGUUUAUCAUGUAUGUUGUUUCAGAAUUAAGGUUUACCUCUCUGCUUGAGAGUGAAGGAGGACAGUUUCUGCAUUCCUACACCAUAUGUAGAUUUUAAGAGAAUUGAUAAUGUUUUGGAGAAUCAAGAUUUUAUGGUUAUUUGGAAUAAUUAUUAUUAUUAUUAUUAUUUCAAGGAAAAUUAAUGUGCUCUUUACUUAUUAAAUGGUCUUAACAUAGGAAAUGGUCCUACGAAGUGUUGGACACCUUGGUUUUACACAUCCAAAGACAAGGAGCUGAGGCCUCACAGCACCCACUCUGGACAUAAUUUUUCUGUUGUUAUUUUAGUUUUCAGUAUUAAAGGAAGAACAAAAUUAUUCUGACUUUUGUAUUCAGCUGCAAGAUAUUUUGUCUAUGCACCAAUGUUGAGUCAUUUUAUGAAUAAAAUAUUUUUUCUAAUUUAGUUUA